AUGAAGCGAGUCCUAGACGAACCAUCGGAAAAGCUAAUUUGCCCAUUUUGUGGUGGUGCCUAUCUCAGAAGGGACGUUCUACGUCGCCAUCUUCAACGAUGCGGGCACAAGGGAGACUACCAACCUCCCAUUCAGGGAAAGCCAGGCAGAAAGCGAAAAUCAUGCAACGCCUGUGCUACAGCGCGGGUAUCCUGUGAUGGAGAUCUGCCUUGCGAGGCCUGCUUACAAAAGGGCCUUAAUUGCUCCUUCAGCCGCACUCACGAGCAGUCACCCAGAUACCCCCAGGCUAGUCAAGGCACAACUGGUCAAUUGCCUGAUGAUAUCAAUCCGUCAACGGAAAGGGAUCCAUGCCAGGGCCCCGCAAAGUUGUCAAUACCGUUUCUCCUACAUUAUACAAAUGUAGAGAAUGAAUCGAAGUACGAAAGCCUUCGUCUGCUGUCUCAAUGUACGGGUGCGGAUCCACAAGUCGGUUGUUGUGCUGUGGACCAUCAUCAACCAGGAAAUUCAUACUUCCUCACAGAUCCUUGGGAAAGGUUGUUUCACUCUUUCAUAUGUACUGCUAACCUGGACCCACCAUGCGACUCGCAAUCCAGUGCGAUCUACUCAUUUGCUCAUGCAGAUCUUGAGAGCACUUCCGCCGAGCUCCUAGGACUACUCGCCUGCUCUGAGCACCAAGAUGCACUGGGUCAGGAAAUCCUGGGCAUUGAUACCACCAGACAACUAUUCACUCCUGUUAACAUCGCCAAGUUUAUUAAAGCAUUCUUCGACAAUCCAUUCCACACUCACUACAUCAAUUCAGCCGCAUUCAGCUUGAACAAAGCCUCAAAUCUUCUUGCUCUGACAAUGGUGCUAUUAGGGGCGGUUUACAGUAAUCCUUACCGCUCAGAUGAUCUAACAACAUACUCAAACAUCACCGAACACUUAAUCUUCGAAGGAUCAGCUUUCAAGAAGUUGUUACAAGGAAAUCGUGACAUCCUCAAUUCCCGUGGCACUUUAGAAACCCUCCAAGCUGCAAUGCUUGUUGUUAUACUGCAGUCCUAUAAGGAAAAUCCCGAUAGCAUACGACGCAUUCGCUUGCAACGCAUGCCGACUAUCUUUACUGUUAUCCGUAUGCUCGACUUAAAUAAGAUUACGAAUGACUGUAUUCCUGGAGUUUCAGACUGGGACACAUAUCUUCACCGUGAAAGCCUUGUCAGAGUCAUGGCAGGCAUCUACCUGCUCGACUGUUAUUGUGUUAUCUUCUUUCGCUAUCCGACCCUUCUGAGACUCGAUGAGAUAGCUUUCGAAAUACCACAACGGGAUGAUCUAUUCCAUGCCCACAACGCCGCUGAAUGGGAGGAACUAUCAUCGAAGGAUCAGAAGCCCUACGAACCAUUACGAUUGCGGACCGUUCUCCGCGACUUCAUGAGGCCCGAAGGCCAACCUCCUCAACGCGGGCAAUAUUUUCCGAAUACUAUAUUCGGGUCAUUUCUUGUGGUUUCGGCUAUACAAUGUGUAUUAUUUGACCUGUUAGCCCUGCACACGUUCAUGGAUGAUAUUCGAGUAUUUGAACCGGUGGAACGUGCCUUGAAUCGGUGGAAGACACACUGGGACUCAAUGUGUCAAGGAAUUGAACCAAGCACUGCCAGACGAGCUGGAUUCAUUAUCCACGCUGCCGAAUUCUGGUGUGUUGCCAAGGCUCUUGUAAAGCACCCAUCUGCUGCGUGGCCUGAAGACAGUAAAGAUACGUUGGAUACGACACAAAGCUUUCGUCGUCUGGUCGACAGGUUGAUGGCUGAUGAUGAUACUGCAAAAGUAGUUUAG
Aspergillus vadensis CBS 113365 is the source of this 1803-nucleotide messenger RNA. RefSeq names its product Zn(II)2Cys6 transcription factor. Gene Ontology annotation, molecular function: zinc ion binding; DNA binding; DNA-binding transcription factor activity, RNA polymerase II-specific. Bases 1 to 1803 code for a protein of 600 amino acids. Gene Ontology annotation, biological process: regulation of DNA-templated transcription; DNA-templated transcription. NCBI's taxonomy places the organism in Eukaryota, Fungi, Ascomycota, Eurotiomycetes, Eurotiales, Aspergillaceae. The transcript is spliced from 5 exons. The record is from RefSeq and is a predicted model, not a curated record.